Medicago truncatula (barrel medic) is the source of this 2327-nucleotide messenger RNA. Its product is annotated as piriformospora indica-insensitive protein 2. Bases 741 to 2168 code for a protein of 475 amino acids. The transcript is spliced from 2 exons. Lineage: Eukaryota; Viridiplantae; Streptophyta; Magnoliopsida; Fabales; Fabaceae. The record is from RefSeq and is a predicted model, not a curated record.
AUAUACUACUAUUAAACACUCGUUACUAGCUUAUACUAAUAAAAUUCAAUUAUUCUCUUCAACUACCUAUAAUAUUUAAUAGCCUCCCAAAGUUGUGACUAAUGCUACUACAUAAUUCCAACUAUACAUUAAACACACUAGUUACUCAUAUUAAUAAUCUAUAGUAUAGUAUAGUAUGUAAUAAAAUUCAGUAAGACAAACACAUGUAUAGGGUGUGCAAAUUGUAUAGCAUAGGUACAGAAAAAGGAAAGCCUAUUUUUGCCUUACAUAUUAUAGACCUCACAGAACUCUGAUCAUAUAUUAAAGCCAAACCAUUGUUAUUAAUUAUCAUGACUUUAAAGCUUCGAGAACUGUGAUAAGAAGAUAUAUUGUGUGUUCUUUCUUACUUUCUUAUAUUCUUAUAUAUAUACAAUAUCAUAUGCUUCCUUAGUUUUUUCCCUAAACACAAGGAAGAAAACACAGGUUAUCAGGCUUUGUUGUUCAGCCUUUUUGUUUCCUUCAUUCCUAUUUUCAUAUUUUUUCCUGUUCAGUUGGAGCAUAAUUUCAGGAUCUUGUUCUUUCUUUCUCCUUGCUACAAUCCGUCUUCUUACAAAACAACUCUGCUCUUAUCUUUGUUUUAUUUUUUCACUAAGAGAGAAAUAUGCUUAUAUCAUAACAACUACUUGAAUUGAAUUACAGCCAAGAAUCUCUAACUAGUUCUUCAAUAUUAACAAUCCUAUUUUUCACUCAAUAACAUCAUAAUGAAGUGUAUCAUUAGUAGUGUUAUUUUUGUUAUGUUCAUUCUCUCUAUGAAUGAAAAAUGCUAUGGACAAGAAGAAGAUGCUACUGUUGUUUCUCCAAUGGAGAAAGCAGAACAAGAAGCUCUGUAUUCAACCAUUCAAGGCUUUGUUGGUAAUUCAUGGAAUGGCUCAGAUCUCUAUCCAGAUCCUUGUGGUUCAACUUCUAUUGAGGGAGUUUCUUGUGAUAUCUUCAAUGGACUUUGGUAUGUAACAGUAAUCAACAUUGGACCUAUUCAUGAAAAUUCUCUGCCUUGUGCUAAUGAAAAAUUGGAAUUUAAACCAGAACUAUUUCAGCUCAAGCAUCUUAAAGCUAUAUCAUUCUUCAACUGUUUUCAAUCACCAAAUAAGCUUCCGGUUUCAAUUCCUACUGGAAAUUGGGAGAAACUUGCUGAAAGUUUAGAAUCAAUAGAGUUUAGAUCAAAUCCAGGUCUCAUUGGUAACAUUCCUUCAACUUUUGGUGUACUCAAGAAUCUUCAAUCAUUAGUUUUGCUAGAAAAUGGUUUAACAGGUAACAUACCACAAGAAAUUGGAAAUCUUGUAAAAUUGAAGAGACUUGUUCUUAGUGGAAACAAUUUUAGUGGUAAUAUUCCAGAUAUAUUUGGAGGGUUAAGUGAUUUAUUAAUCCUUGAUUUAAGCAGAAAUUCAUUAUCUGGAACAUUGCCUGUGACACUUGGAAGGUUAAUUUCAGUAUUGAAGCUUGAUUUAAGUCACAAUUUCUUGGAAGGGAAGUUACUUAAUGAAUUUGGUAAUCUUAAGAAUUUGACACUAAUGGACUUAAGGAACAAUAGAUUAUGUUGUGGAUUGGUUUUAUCUUUACAAGAGAUGAAUUCAUUGGAAGAAAUGGUUUUAUCAAAUAACCCAUUAGGUGGUGAUAUAAGAACCUUAAAGUGGGAGAAUCUUCAAAAUUUGGUGAUAUUGGAACUCUCUAACAUGGAAUUGAUAGGUGAAAUUCCUGAGUCUUUAUCACAAUUAAAGAAAUUGAGAUUUUUGGGACUUAGUGAUAACAACAUUACAGGUAACUUAUCACCAAAGCUAGAAACACUUCCUUCUCUCAAUGCACUUUACUUAAGUGGAAAUAAUCUUAAAGGUGAGAUUCAAUUUUCAAAAGGGUUUUUUGGUAAAUUGGGAAGACGUUUUGGGGCUUGGAGUAAUCCUAAACUUUGCUAUCCAUUUGAAUUAAUGUCAACAAACAAUGUUCCUUAUGGAGUAAAACCAUGUCACCAAGAGGAGAUUCAUUUGGUAAAAUCAAAUGCUAAAACUGAAGUGAUCAAUGGUGAUAUCAACCAUAAUUCCAAUUUCAUAACCUCUAUGGGAUUUUCUAGCUGUGCUACUAGUUGUUUCUGGUGGAUUUUUAUGAUUUUGGGUCUAGUACUUAGUUUUUUAAUUUGAUUAUGAAAAGUGUAACUUGGGCUUUUAAUUAACCUUUUAGGUGUUACAUUACAACAAGUAGUAUGUGUUUUAUAUUUUGUUCUAACAUAAUCUAAUAGUCUUGUCAAUUUGUUAAUUAUCUGUAAAAUAUUAUUUCCAAUUUCAUGCAUGAUUUUUUCA